Molecule: messenger RNA, 309 nt
Organism: Monoraphidium neglectum
Lineage: Eukaryota; Viridiplantae; Chlorophyta; Chlorophyceae; Sphaeropleales; Selenastraceae
Exons: 1
Source: RefSeq, a predicted model, not a curated record
CCGGGCCCCUACCCCGGCCAGCCGGGCGGCUACGCCGGCCAGGCCCCCUACCCCCAGCAGCAGCAGGGCGCGUACAUCCAGCCGCAAGGCAGCUACCCGCCACCUGCCCCAGGCUACAACCCCUACGCGGCCCCCGGCCACCCCCAGGGCCCCGCGGGCCCGUACGCGCCGCCCCAACAGCAGGCCAUGACGAGCGCCAGCGCCGGCGGCGGCGGCGCGUGCGCGUGCUGCGCGGCGUGCGCGGCGGCGUGCGCGGCGUGCUGCCUGCUGGAUACGUGCUGCGACCUGCUGUUCAGCGGUUUCGAUUAG